AAACUGCUAACCAAACUGUAUAAACUACAUACAUGUUAAGACUACAAAGUGACGUCAUAUGUGCGACCGCUGUAUCAGAAGGACCUCUUGACGAUGCACGCUGGUUUGUCUGUGAGAAAUGUUGGACCGAUAACAUCAUAUGUGUCAUCCUUAACUCGUUUUGAAGCUACAAGGCAGUUGGUAAACAAAGUUUUGUGUGUUCUUCCCAGUUCUGUCAAAUAUAACUUCCAGAACAGAGCUAUUUUCAGUCGUAAUAGCCAUUCAGGUGACAAGUUGUUAGCCGGAGACUCCCCACAGAAGACACGGCUGGGCGCCAAAGUUAGUCUGUGUCGUUUCUGCAUUUUUACACGUUAUAACGUCACAGUUUCCAUGGAGCUGGUGGAAGAAAGCAAGACGGCACCGACAGAGGGAACCACGGCGGACGAGGCCAACGUAACCGGCAAACGUAAAAGCGACGCGCUAUCGGAAGCGAGUGGCUGGGUAAAGAAGCGAAGGGGAGCCGGGGGUAAGAAGCUCAAGCCCGGCGAGAGAUACGUGCCUCCUCCGCAGAAGCGUAACCCGGGUGUCAGUUUCAGUCAGGCACAUUUCGACGAGACCUCGUACUACUUUGAGGAUGGUCUUCGUAAAGUGCAUCCGUAUUUCUUUGACUUCAAGACCUACUGCAAAGGUCGCUGGAUAGGGAAGAGCCUUUUGGAAGUGUUCGAGAGUGAGUUCCGAGCUGAGUCCAUUGAAUAUUACCAAAGGGCUGCUAGAGAGGGUCGCAUCCGCCUGAAUGAAACUCCUGUGGAGGAUCUCUCAGUGGUCCUCAAGAAUAAUGACCACAUGAGGAAUACCGUGCACCGCCACGAGCCCCCCGUGGUUGGGAAGCCUCUGGAGGUUUUGGUGGACGACGGUGAAGUCCUCGUCGUCGACAAGCCCGCCUCCAUCCCCGUCCAUCCCUGCGGCCGCUUCCGACACAACACGGUGAUUUUCAUCUUGGGUAAAGAGCGGGGCGUCUCUGAGCUGCACACAGUCCACAGACUGGACCGACUCACCUCAGGGGUGCUGCUCUUUGCCAGGACACUAGAGGUGUCAAAGAAACUGGACCAGCUGGUGAGAGACAGAAAACUUGAAAAGGAGUAUGUUUGCCGAGUCGAAGGGGAGUUUCCAGAAGGUGAGGUGAUCUGCGAGGAGCCCAUCCUGGUUGUGUCCUUUAAAAUCGGACUGUGCCGCGUUGACCCUAAGGGAAAAGAGUGUCGUACAGUGUUCCAAAGGCUUAGCUUUAACGGGAAGACCAGUGUCGUGCGCUGUUUACCCCUUACGGGCCGCACCCAUCAGAUUCGGGUGCACCUUCAGUACCUGGGUUUCCCUAUCCUCAAUGAUCCCAUCUAUGGUUCCUCUGCCUGGGGUCCUCACAGGGGGAAAGGUGGGCUGGUGGGAAAGAGCGACGAGGAGAUUCUGGAGGCUCUGGUAAAGGAACAUCAGCGCCAGGAAAGCCUGCACCUGCUGGAUUUAUCUGACAAUGGGAGCAUUUUAUCAAAAGAGAGGCGUUUGGACAAGAAAUUGGGUGAUGGGUCAUGUGGAACUGAGAAAAGUGGAGAAGCUCACCAGAUGCAUUGUGGGGAAGUUAUGCCACAGUCCAUCUUGACAGAGGCAGAACAGAGCACCGUUAGUGGUGACAAAACCUCAAUCCAACAAGCUCAAGACCAAUCGAAUGGAAGCCAAACGACCACCAGAGACCACCUCUGUAGUGAGUGCAAACUAGUGCGAGCUGACCCCACCGAGAAGGAGCUCAUCAUGUACCUGCACGCUUUGCGCUACAAAGGACCAGACUUUGAAUAUUCAACACAGUUACCUGACUGGGCCCAAGAGGACUGGGUGGAUGUGGACUGAUGCUAAACCACCACCCGUCUGAAAACCGCUUUCCACAUUGGCUCCAAGGUGGAUUCUGCUGUGACGCUUUGAUACAUUCAGUUUUUCCAGGAAAGAUGGGUUUCUGUGAACGUAUCAUUGCUGUCUGAUGGUAACCACGUCUCUGACUUGCAUUUUAUUUUGAGGAGAAAUACAAUCUUUUACUGUUAAAUAUAAAAAAAAAAAAACAUUGUUUUUUUUUAGGACACAUCUAUGUUUAGGGUCGGGCAUCGUUUGAAUUUGAUUGAUUCCUCUUUUUGAUUCCGCUUCCUAACAAUUCUCAAUUCUGUUUGUCUGAAUUUUUUUUAAUUACAUGAACUUUUUAUGAAUUACUUCACUAUGAAUCUCUCACAGGCUAUUUUCAACCUGUGUAUAAAUAUCAAACCAUUAAAUGUUUUCAAGUAUCUUUACCUAUGAGUGCACGUUCACAAAUGAUUUUUAUUUGUGAAAACCUCAUGAAAACAGAGCUGGAUAUUUGAGUUGCCCACCGUAUUCGCAGGGUAAAGUCUAAAAAUGUUUGCUGCUUCAAUGUUGUCAUAAGAUAGACGGAAUUUAUUGUUUGACUUACUUGGCCUGUUGGAAGAAGUCCGGCGUAGUGCGUCAAAACUGGGAACUCUGUACACCUUGAGUCCACUUUUUCGUAAUAUGAUGGCCUUGUAAAUGUUGCACUGCGCCGACCCAUUUUUCUUGCAGCCAAACUUUCGAGCGCCGUCACACACCGUCCCUGGAUGAACAGAAACACUUCCUCCACCUCCGCUUCUUCUUCGUUGGUGUUCGCCAGCUUCUUCUUCAUUGGUGUAAUGCGCCCAUUUUUUCCAGUCGGCAGGCUGGUCGAUCAUCUAAAUGAGGAAUCGAAAUUUUAAAAAUGAGCGAUCCCGGAAGAAUCGGAACGUUAGCCCCGGUUUCCGUCGAUGCUCGUUGCCCAACCAUGUUUGUUUGGCAAGAACAUAUGUGUCAUGUAAUUAUGGGUGUCUACUAUAAAUGGAUAGUUAUAUUUUUUAUUUUUAUUUUACAUGAAAAAUAGCAUAAUUUGUAGUUCAGUUGCUAAUUUUGCCACUCAACUUUGCCCAGCAUACACCAAUCAGACUUGGGGCUGGGAAUGUACGGUACCUGAAUUGAAAUCAUCUGCUCAAAGGUUGUGGACACUUGGUGUAUUAUCACGAAGUCCCUGGUGUUGAGCAUCCUUGCUUGUCUUCGAAAAGGUUAAAAGCAAGGUCUUGUAAAUCGUGUUUGCAUUAGUUAAGCGUGCCUGCAAGAGAACACGAACAAUCAUGUUGUGUUAAAUAGUCAAAAGUGUAGCGGUACUUACUUACGAGGUUAUCAUCGGACAGUGGCGAUAUCUAGUCAUCUGUUUUCUAUGUGCUUUUAGUUUCAUGGUAAUGUGUUGGGUCCCAUGAUAAAAAGCCAAUAAAUCCUAGGCUGCAAGAAAAUAUUGUUUUAUUAUCAGCGGUUUGGAAACAACCUUGGAAGUGCUCUCAUUUUUCUGAAGGGAAGCCUGGAAUAAACGAUUCCUUCUUAAGGCAGACUGUAUGGAUUUAUUGUGAAGCCUUGUCACCUAUGAGAAAAGGUACACUUAAGAAACAAGAUGAACAUUUCUGUUUUACCUUUUUGGCACACAAAUACACACAACAGGUAUUUCUGCAGUCAAUAGACAUUUGGCACAUUUUGUUCAAUAAUUGUUUUGCAUGGCAAUGAUGAGACACUGAGAUUGGGUCUAAAUCAAACCUUUCUGUUCAAAAGAUAGUUUUCUUUUUUUGCCACAAAGUAAACAAUUAUUCAUGUCAUUAGAAAAGGAUAAGCACACUUUGAUCUACACAGAAUACACAGACAUCCACACAUACUUAAUUUGCAUUACACUCAUUUGCCUUUAGCGUGGAUGUGGUAAAUUGGUCACGGGCACGAGAAUAAACUGCAUUCAGUUUUCACAAGUUAUGACACACAAUGAACUGGCUUUGACUUCCUCGAUGGCCACACAAAACAAAGAACAUUGUCAUCAUGAAGAAAACUGCAUCGAUGCAUUGUAUUUUUAUCCUGUACUGCAUUCAUUGUGUAUUUUGCAGGGCCCUUUUUCUUGAAAUCUGAAUGUUCCAACUGUGCCCUCUGCUGACAAAAGACAAGAUCGAUCUUUAAAGUGUUAGCUACCUGGUGUCUACCUUUUCCAUACCAACCAUCCUUAUAGUUGACAUUUACGAUACAAUAUUUAGCACACAAACUGUAUGAUGUUGACUAGCAGCAGAUUUCUGGUCUUACGUUUCCUCUUCACUGCUUCCCUUGAUGUUUCUUUUGGUUAGUUUUACCCGAGAACUCAAAUCUAAAAUUCUUUUAAAGGUUGCCAGGGUCUUGACCCAAGUUACUCUAAAAUGUGACGUGGGGAGCCUCCACUCAGCAAAUAUAAUACAGUUGAGGCCUCCCCUACUCCCCCAAAAAUUUAAUUUCGGGAGCCUUUUUAGUCACUCACUGUACGAAGUAAAAAUCGGUUUACUUUGCACUAAUAUAACAAAAGUCAGCUUUAAAAAAGGUUUUCUUUAUUUUUCUCAAGCUGUUGCGCUUCCCCUUCUGGCACCUCACACUUUAAAAAACCCUGUUCUCUGUGUUUCAGAGGGGAGUGGAAAGUAAAGAAGCCACUGUUCCUCUCCUAAAUAAAUGUAAGGUAAAACCAUUGCAUAACCUUGAGAUUAAGUGUAAAAGGAAAAAAAAGGCUGUGGUUGCACGUUUGUUUGUGUGCUAUGUCGUUUCGACAGAAAACGUUGUCCUAUUGAAGUCAGUGCUUGUAAUACAAAUAUGUUGGGCUAAUGGGCUAAUGUCCUUGUGAAAAGAUAUUAAGACAAUUAAUGCACAGUGUUCUUCGCUUAUAGCGUCUCCUCUCGUCCAUCUCUUUUAAUCCAAACGUCUGGUAAAUCCGGCUUGCUAUUGGGUAAAAUGACAACGUCCUCAGUCUGACUGCUGCGACCUUUCCCACAGGUCUCAUAAACUGUCUCCCUGAGUGAGAGAUGUAAUGUGUCUCUCUUCCCAUUCAGGUGUCCCGGUUGUAACUGAGCUUCUCCGUAACUUUGCUGGGCAUUGGAAGGCCCUGGUUCAAUGUCGCUCAAACAUGUUUCAUUAGAAUCAUCCAGGAACUCGCAGGAGCUAAUGGACUGAGAGGAGGCCUGAAGGAGUUGCUCCUCUGUGGUUUGCUCAUCUGUGCACAGACAUGUCUGGUCAGUGGUCUCAAGGGUGUGGCUUAUUAUGGUCUCAUCUAUGCUAGAAGACGAGGAGAAUGUUUUAUUGGUCCAGUGUUGCAGUGUGCUAGAAGGAUCCUGACAAGAUUUACACAACCUCUUGCCGAGAGUCAUUUCAUCCUUUGCGGCACCCACAGAUCGCAUUGAGUUCUCUUUGUAUGGAGAAGAGGUCUGCAGAGCUACAGGUGCUUGGCACGUCUGCCCACUUUCCCCCGCCAAGGCUGCAUCACUCCCGCAGUAUUCAAUCUCAUCAGACAGCACAGAAGGCCUGUUGGACAACUUACUGGUGCAGGUGCUGUUCUCAAAGCUGUCACUCAGUCGAUAGGCUAAAGGUUGCAGCUCGUACUGUUCCGGCCCUCUGGUUCCCAUCUGGUUCCCUCUCUGCUGGUUCGAGUAGAGGUAGCCACCUGCUUCUUUUUCAUAAGCCCUCCUCAAUCUAGCUCUGUCAAAAGCCCCGUUAGUCGGCAGGGAGCCUUCUUCUGCCCCUGAGCAAGAAGACACCGUCCCGCCAGGCGGGUCUGACAAACAAGGGAGUGGAAUCCUGCCACAGUUCCUCUGAGGGCCGAAGAAGCAGCACAGUGACUGGAAAAAGAAAGUUGCAAAUCCACAUGCUACACAUUUCACCAAAAAUAAGAAAAUCCCCAAUUUUCUGAAGAGCAACACAGUCGAAGGUGACAUGAUGAGCCCAGUGCAGAAAAAAGCACCAGAAACUAUUGCUACGGGACAUCCCAUCCUCUUUGUGGAAUGUGCUACUUUUCCUAUUUUAUCAGAAUGAGGAGCAAAGCAGUAGGAAAUACAGUAGUUGGCCACGAAGUCAACAGACAGCCCGGCUGCAGAUGUGAUCAACAGAGCCUCAAUGCCACUAAGCUGCCACUCGAGGAGGACCAGGAGUCCAACGGUGACAAACACACUGCCACCCACAGCUACAGUCCCGUAAACACUUAAUGGAAUACUCCAGGUGGUUAUGAGAAGCAAAAUAAAUGUAAGCGACACAGAGGUGCCGGCUACUGCUAGUGUCUCCGAGCUCAAAGCUUGCUGUAGGUCAAAAAGAGACAGCUGGCUGAUGAACCAGCCUUUCUCCAGCCCUUUUGGAGCUCCUGAUAUUUCUUUGUUAAACCACGCCAGGGUUUCUCUGUAGAAAACACUCGUUUGGUUGAAGUUGAAGCUGUAGCUGUAUGUGGUUUUGAAUGCCAGCACCAGGGCGGCGAUGCGGCCAUCUGGCUGGAAGUACAGCCCUCCCCCUUUGGUCAGAUGGCCCUCAGCUGACCUCUCUGCCAGCAUCAUGCUCAAGCAGCUCUCAAAGACGCUAGGGGAGAAUGGGAAAGCGAUGUCGUUGCAGCAAAGAUUAAGUGCAUCGCGACUCUCUGAGCACCUUCUGAGAGAUACCCAGUGUAUGAGCUGGUCCACAAGACAGACAUUAUCUGUCAUCGCCUCUUUGUCUACAGCGGACGGGGCAGAGUAAAAGCUUUGGUUUUGCACUCGUCCGCACAGGUCCCUCAACCAAACCUGAGCAUCACGUUUGCUCAUUGUAAAGUCUGGAUCGAGAACCAAAGAGCCAUUGCUUUUUGGGUCAAAGUGAUUUCCGUUGUCCGUCGGUUUGACUCCCCAAACAAGCAUCAAUGUCACGGGCCUGUCUUCUCCAUUCGUCUGUCUCUCAAACAUGAACAUGUGACGAUAUUCGGCGUCGUAUCUCUCAAAUGGGUGACUGGAGCGGAAAAGCUGAGUGACGGUGCUGUCAAGGGUGGGGAGCUUCAUUCCCGGGUCAAAGCAGGACAUGUACGUGCCACCCGCAGCCAGCACUGCGAACCAGCACACCCAGAUGUAGCGAAACUUUACCACUCCACAAGGCAGGAUUUUGAGGAACACUAAAUUUGACAUGUCAGCAAGACCUCGUUUCAGUUCUCUUAGCUUCUGCCCAAAUGUGAAGAGGCACCUCUUGCGUGAGCUCGCAUCCCAAAAUCCGACAGGGUUUUUAGUGCAACAGGGCUUCCAUCCCUGCGGCGGCACGGAUGCAGAGGAUGCUUCUGUGUAGCGCUCAUGCAGGAUAAACGCGCACGGCAGCCACACCAACGCCAAAAAAGAGCUGACCAAGGAGGCGGUGCCGAGAUAAACGGAGAAACAUCUGAUAGCUGUGAUGCUGCUGAGAUAUCCAGAGAAAAAAGCCGCACUGGAGGUCAAUCCUGACGCUAGAAUCAAAUAGCCCAUUUCCUGCAAAACCCUGUGUACUCGCUUCCCCAAGGAGGCCGAGGGCUUCUGGGACCGCUGCAGAUUCCAGAAGUCGGCAAAGAUAAAAACUUGAUUGGAGCAGCUUCCCAGGAGAAUAAGCGCUGCCGUGAGGUUAACCAAGGGGAAGAAAGUCAAGCGAAAUGCUACUUUGUAGAGGAAAUAGGAAGUGAGGAGGGAUCCUGUGAUCGCUAGCACAGAUAACGCCACCAUGACGAGAGAGUGGAGAUAGAGGGUCAUUGUGAAGAGAAGGGAAAUGACUGCAAGGACCGGGAACACUGAGUCUCUUGCGAGAUAAUACUUGAACAGUGCCUGCUUGAUUCCAAGAUCCAUGCCAGUGACAGUCGUGUUGUUGUACGUUAGAUCUCUUCCCUUCAGGCUCCUCAUGUAGAUCUCCAUCAUGCGUUCCCCUUUGUUGACCGGUAGAAACAGAAGACUGUACUUGAGCGUUGGGAUCUGAUAUUCCGCUGUCUGUGGGCUGAGGAAGUCUUUAUCAACCAGGAAGUGUAGAAUUUGGAAAACUAUCCGAGAUUGUUUGCAGUGAGAUGGGACAGAAGAACAGCUGCCAUACUUGUGUGUCUGAAAACAGGCCUCCACCAGGUGGCCUUCGUGAUAGUAAGGAGCACACCUCCGGAGAAGAUUAAGAGCCUCCGAGACCUGAGGUGAAGAAAAAUAACCUUAAAGGCAAUGGUAAAAACAGCUUUUAAACCUGUUAAAAAUAUUGUUGGGACCGGGGAACUCAAGAUCCCUUGAUGGCGGUCUGUGUGUUUUUUGGAAAAGCUACCUGGUGUGAGGUUAGGCUUCGGCAGCAGGAGGCAUUAGUGAGGACUGCUAAGUAAUUUCCUAGAGACCAGCUUGGACAGCAGCCACUUCUGGACACCGCUUCAGCCUCAGCUCUCACAUGCUGCUGGCACACAUCCUGGAACUGAGCCUGGGAGCGUAUCUGCGACAGACGAGGGAAAUGUUUUUGAACACAUUCCCAAACAAAUUAACCAAUUACGUUGCAUUGGAGCCAACAUUUCAACACAGGAUGAUUACUAAGGAGCUGAAGAAGCAAGCAGAUGGGCGAGGACUAAAGGUGGCGUGGAAGCAUGAGUAUAGAUCAGAGCGUACUCUCGAUUGUUCCAUCUCACACAUGGCGUGGAUGGCCUUCAGGCUCCAGAGACUGGCUGAGUUUUCUGAGCGAAAUACCAGCUGGGCUAAACGCUGGCCUGUGCAGAGGAGACAGAUGGAGUCAACAUACAAUAGGGCCACCUGUGACUCAUCCUUUCUUCUAGCAUGUGAAACAACUCUGUAUUUGACUCUUCAUUCAGUCUAUUUGUGGUUCAAAGAACAAUACAAUGUCAGCGAUGCAAGGUUGAGCUACAACAGCAUUAUAUUUAUAUUCAUAAUGUAGUGUAGUGUUGAAUCGAUUAUCUAUCAUAGCUGAUCUUCCAAUGAUUUGUGUGACGUACUAAUCAAGACUGAUUUACCUGGGGCAUCACAUAGGAAUGACUCUGAAGUCGAGUCUGUGGCUAGCAUCCUCUUCAAUCGUAGUCCUGAGGUGUUGUGGAUGCCUUCUCCUUCAGGAGCAGUGCUACAAGUGACGCAGACAAAACUGUAUUGGUGAUAGUGUGAAAAUGCUGUGGAAAAAGGUCAUUUAAAGUGAUGACCUAAGACUUUAGUGCAGUGCUGAUGUCGAAAGCAUGCCUUCCGCCCAAACUCUCCACUGACCUUUGAGUGAGCUGCUGUGGCAACAGGGACAAUGCUUUCCCUGGGCCAGUGUUCUCCUGCAGCUUGGACAAGCUGGACUGGCGAAUGCCGAUGUCUGUCCCUCGUGGCUCAAAGCCCUGAGGAGACCACACGCACAUGGACAAAAAUCAAAACAAAAGACUGUGUGGAUGCUAUAUAUUGCCUUAUAUUAAGACUUGAAAAGCAGUCCAUCUAUGGUUUGUCUCCAAAACUCAUACUAGUACAUAGUGGAAUAAUUAAUUAGCCUCCUGUAGGAACACCUUUUUGAUGUUUUUGAUGAAAGUGAGUGUAAUCUGAUCUAAUUCAGUGCAUCUUAUGAUGAGACUGAAGUCCUGAUGCAAAUGUUAAUUAACACUGGGCCGAGGGUGGUCUUAUUUACAAUUCCAAACCGCAGUAUGAGUUCAAUUUUUGCAAACAAUAUACUUGAGUGUAUAAAAGUGGAGUGGUUGUUAUUAUUUCUUUUUUUAAUCAUUUAAAGCGGUGGUCCACAACCUUUUUGGACCCACGGCCCGGCUCGUGUUCCCACACAUCUCCGCGGACCGGAGGUGGUGGUGGUGGUGGUGGUGGUGGUAUAGCUAUGUAAUUGAUCUCAUUUAGUAUGUAUUGUGUAAAACUAAGACAGCAACAACAUCAAAUUAAAAGCACAAAGUGAAUACAGACCCACCAUCCACCACUAUAAGCUUGGACUUUGUUUUUCAGAGAGAAGAUGAUAGCGCCGCUGCUUGAUGUGUGUGCUAACAGUGCUAGCAUGAAUUACCUUGAAGCUGUGCACACAACAAAUAUACAUAUUAGCGCUCAAUAACGUCAUCAAACUUUACCUUUAUGCAUUCCCACAGAGUAUCAGCAUUUGGGAGCAAAUAUGAAGUGAAAGAAAAACGAUAAAAAUACAGUAUAGUUGACAAUCUGUGCAGAGUGGACGAAGGCUAGCGCACGUACGAUGGUGCGUUCAAGGACUGUCAAAGUGGGACACUUGCAACAAACAUAAACAUGCAAAAACUUCAAACUUUAUUAUUUUUUUGAAUAAAAUAAUGGCCCAUAUUUUUAAAAUUGAUAUGUAUUUACUUAAAAUUGUAUUUAGUUAUUUACAAAAGUAUUUUUUUGUGUGAAUUUUUUUUAUCAUUGUGCCUGAAAGGUUUCUCGCCCCAGUUCAGCUCCGCCCACGGACUAAAGUCACACAAAAGUCGGAACCUAGUCCUCCCAUGAAACUGCAAGACUCCAGCUCAGUGGGCUUUGAUACAUCAGUGUAUUUGGCUUUUUGUUCGGCUUUUUGGUGUCGUUUUUGUCACAAAAAGGACAAAUAUGACAACCACAGAACUGCAAAUGGAUGUUGCGAUGAUAGAAAGCAUUACAAACUAUACUUGGCUAUCCUGGCUGCUCAGUACAACAUGGCAACAACAGUAAUAAAAGAACAGUGUAUGCUGUGAAGGGAUUGGCAGAAUCGUCCUACACUUUCACUCGAACUCAACAAAAGGUGAGUACACGUUUUGUAGUUUUUACAAGUCACACCUCACCUCCUAACUUCUUUUUACACUCGCAUGGCAGUCCACGUUCACGAGUACGAUGCAUGCAAGAUUUGAUAACAGACGACUAGUAAGAAAUACUCCCUCUCUAUGUUGAUACGCUACUACAACGACAGGAGUACUUCACAAGCACACUCGCCAGCAGAGGCUCCGAGAAGUCAGGCAGUGGACCGAUGAAGAGGCCAGCCAGUGAACAUCCGAGGAGCAGUAAGGCACAUCCCACAAGAACCUCUAGCGGGUAUUCCACCAGCAGCUGGGAGUAACUGUC
Molecule: messenger RNA, 10850 nt
Organism: Dunckerocampus dactyliophorus (ringed pipefish)
Lineage: Eukaryota; Metazoa; Chordata; Actinopteri; Syngnathiformes; Syngnathidae
Gene: rpusd2
Product: RNA pseudouridine synthase domain containing 2
Exons: 3
Coding region: 94-1872 (592 amino acids)
Biological process (GO): pseudouridine synthesis
Molecular function (GO): RNA binding; pseudouridine synthase activity
Source: RefSeq, a predicted model, not a curated record